Messenger RNA from Penicillium malachiteum, 315 nucleotides. RefSeq lists its product as uncharacterized. The record is from RefSeq and is a predicted model, not a curated record. The transcript has 2 exons. NCBI's taxonomy places the organism in Eukaryota, Fungi, Ascomycota, Eurotiomycetes, Eurotiales, Aspergillaceae. Gene Ontology annotation, molecular function: transmembrane transporter activity. Bases 1 to 315 code for a protein of 104 amino acids. Gene Ontology annotation, biological process: transmembrane transport.
AUGAUUUCAGACCUUAUACCUAUCCACCGAAGAGGCUUCGCCAUGUCAAUGUAUUCAGUUGGUUUCCUGCUGGGACCUGCUGUUGGCCCGAUUGCCGGUAGCCUUUUGGCAGCAGCAGCCGGAUGGCGAUGGGUCUUUUGGUUGCUGUUAAUUCUUAAUGGCACCACGGGAGUUAUUUGCGCCCUUACAUACCGCGAGACAUAUGAGCCCGUUCUUCUCGAGUGUAAGGCAAAGAGGCUGCGCAAAGAGACGGGGAACCCAGCUCUUUACGCCAAGGGCGCUCGGAAACGCCCAGCAAAGGUUGCUCUACAAUAG